GUUACAUCCGGGUGUUUUCAAUAUGUCUGCGCCCUUUGCUUUUGCAGUCUCAAAUAUGAAAAAUAUUUAGUUUAGAAUUCCUUCUCUCUUCUAGUAUCUUGAAAGGAAAGAUGUACACCCUGCUAUCUGGACUUUGGAAGUACAUGUUUCAGAAGGAUGAAUGUAAUGUUCUGAUUCUUGGUCUUGACAAUGCUGGGAAAACUACGUACCUCGAGCAAACAAAAAUCAAAUUCACAAAAAACUACCAGGGCAUGAACUUGAACAAAAUCACAACCACUGUAGGUUUAAACAUUGGUAAGAUAGACAUUGGACAUGUGAGAUUAAAUUUCUGGGAUCUUGGAGGCCAGGAGGAGCUUCAGUCACUGUGGGACAAAUAUUUUGCGGAGUCUCACGGUGUGAUCUAUAUUGUGGAUUCUUCCGACACGGACAGAAUAGAGGAGUCCAAAGAGGCCUUUGAAAAAAUGGUGUCCAAUGCUCAGUUACAGGGUGUGCCCUUACUGGUUCUGGCCAAUAAACAAGACCUGCAGGACUGUAUGAAUGUGCCCAGUGUAAAGCAGGUCUUCUUUGAGAGUAGUGAGAAGUAUGGGGGAAGAGACUGUAAUAUAAUGGGCAUCUCAGCAUUAAAAGGGGAGGGGAUUAAGGAUGGGAUAUUCUGGCUUGUAGAAAGCAUUAAAAACAAUAGUGACGUUAGACCACCAGUUCAGAAAGAAAUCACAUGACCCAAACAUCACCAUGGAGACCAGAAGAGACAGGUGCUUUCUUACACAAAAAUUGAUGCCUCUUAUUUUCAUGAAUUUCUUACACAAAUAAGGCAUUGUAAAAUGUCUUUGGGUAAUAUAUAAGGAUGGGGAAGUCUUAAACAUGAAAACUAUUUAUAUCAAACUAAUAUGUUUGUUGUAUAUAGUUAUCUUUAUUUAUUGUUAUGAAAUGUUCACUGUCUGUUUUCGGGCAGUGAUUAUAUUUUGUUGUUAUUAUUUUAUUGGAUUUAUAUACACUUUGUCAAAUGUAACAUUUUUAAUAAUGAUGAAAGAUGCAUGUAUUAAAAUUUUAAAUCAACUUUUUUCUAAAAAUUGUAUGAUUUUGUUACCAGGUAUUAUUUUCACAAAAAGAGACAUUUAUUUA
Saccostrea cuccullata (small rock oyster) is the source of this 1122-nucleotide messenger RNA. Its product is annotated as ADP-ribosylation factor-related protein 1-like. Gene Ontology annotation, cellular component: Golgi apparatus. Gene Ontology annotation, biological process: Golgi to plasma membrane protein transport; protein localization to Golgi apparatus; intracellular protein transport. The record is from RefSeq and is a predicted model, not a curated record. Gene Ontology annotation, molecular function: GTPase activity; GTP binding. Lineage: Eukaryota; Metazoa; Mollusca; Bivalvia; Ostreida; Ostreidae. Bases 111 to 719 code for a protein of 202 amino acids. The transcript has 8 exons.